AUGUGGGCCUGGGACGGUGAUCGUCUGAAUCGCCUAUACUGUAUGUUGUUUGAGUGCAAUAGAGGCUACGUUUCUGACUUCCCAAUCCAAACUUGUAGGUGCAACAAGGCGGAUGGGGAGUGCUUCGCAAAUAAUAGGCCGGGCCAGGCUACAGCAAUCCUGAUAAUACGCAGUACACAAGUACACUGGCGCGGAUAUCAGAGGCCGAAUAACGGUGCAGGUGGUGAGACGCCCCUAGACUACUGGAAAGCAGAAGCUAGCCCCGGGCCUGCGACGUGGCCGGCCUUCACACUCCACUCACCACUCACCAACUCCGGAAGUACUGGGGCGGGAGAGGACAAGAGGGACGAGACAUGUGCUCGGCAACCCGAGCAGCAAUCAAUGAUGAGAACUGCCCGCACCCGCCCGGCAGCCCUCGUGCGCCACACGAGACAGCAGCACUUCGAGCGUCGUGCAGAUGGGAGCAGGGGAGCAGGGGAGCAGGGAGAGGAGCAGGGGAACAGGGCAAGCAGCGUCGGAUCGUGA
This is a messenger RNA of Westerdykella ornata, 525 nucleotides long. RefSeq lists its product as uncharacterized. The record is from RefSeq and is a predicted model, not a curated record. The coding region runs from base 1 to 525 and encodes 174 amino acids. Lineage: Eukaryota; Fungi; Ascomycota; Dothideomycetes; Pleosporales; Sporormiaceae. The transcript is spliced from 2 exons.